CCGCACUGCUCCUUCCACCCAUCGCGCAACAAAGUCAUUCGAGGAAACAACUACCAAAACACCCAAGAUGAAUCUCUUGAAUCUCCUGCUGGCGUGCAUCUUCGCGCUGUGCGUCAUUGCCGCACCCACAGACUUCAAGCUACACUCUGCGCUCGCCAUUCCCGUCCCCGGCUCUGCAACCUACGACGCCGACCUCGCUGCUGCCCUCGCCUACGUCCGUUCCCACAAUUCUUCCUCCGUCCAGACGUCCGCCGCCGAUCCCCCAAUUACUAGAUUAUGCGGCUUCUACAAUAGUAUUCCAGACUCCGACCCCCUCUACAAGGAGAUGCGCACAGAUGGGUCGUUCAACUACCGCAGCUUCGAGCUGGAUCCGGGCUCCACUAUCAAGAGCGUCCUCAACCGCCACUGCGGAUUCUGCAUGUACUUUGACGAAAAAGGCACUCUUAUCCAGGGCGUAGGACCCGAUCAACAGAAGUGGGUGGCUAUUCCGGGUGGCAGGAGCUACAUCUGCUGGCGUCCGCCGGUACAUGGCUAGCAUAUGCGGUGACUGAAGAUGAUCAGCGUCGAGGGUGUGCAUGUCGAUACCGAAGUUGUCGAUACUGCUUUUGGACGGUGUGGUUAUCAGUCGCACUAACAUGGGUCUUCCUUCUUCUCUUCCACAGAAGUGGAAUGCGG
Molecule: messenger RNA, 675 nt
Organism: Alternaria rosae
Lineage: Eukaryota; Fungi; Ascomycota; Dothideomycetes; Pleosporales; Pleosporaceae
Exons: 2
Coding region: 68-535 (155 amino acids)
Source: RefSeq, a predicted model, not a curated record